This is a messenger RNA of Cololabis saira (Pacific saury), 1459 nucleotides long. RefSeq names its product galactose-3-O-sulfotransferase 3-like. NCBI's taxonomy places the organism in Eukaryota, Metazoa, Chordata, Actinopteri, Beloniformes, Belonidae. The transcript is spliced from 3 exons. Gene Ontology annotation, biological process: glycolipid biosynthetic process. The coding region runs from base 90 to 1397 and encodes 435 amino acids. The record is from RefSeq and is a predicted model, not a curated record. Gene Ontology annotation, molecular function: galactosylceramide sulfotransferase activity. Gene Ontology annotation, cellular component: membrane.
GUAAAAUCAGUGUUUUCGAGAACUAAACUCGGGGGAAAAACCACGCUCGACCAUAACAUCUCAUCAAGGCUAUAGAGCAUCAAGACACAAUGAGAUGGAUAAGAUGGAAAGAGAAACGUAGGAAGAAAACAUUUGUCCUCAUUGUUGCCGUUGCUGUCAGUCUUGCAUUGCAGCAAAGUAGCACCCUCAAGUGGAUCAAGGAGAUCUUCCACUUUGGAUAUUCUACCCUCCCUUCUGACCCAGGCCUGAAACCAAAACAAACCAACAUCGUGUUCCUCAAGACCCACAAAACCGCCAGCAGCACUGUGCAGAACUUGCUGUUUCGUUUUGCGGAGCGGAACAACCUGACGGUGGCGUUGCCUGUAGAGUCCUGUAGGCACCAGUUCUGUUAUCCACGUAUUUUCAAAUCUGACUUUGUCCAUCCACACACACUGCCAGCAAACAUAAUCACGAACCAUAUGCACUUCAGUAAGACCGCAUUACAAGACCUGAUGCCGAACAACACAAUAUAUGUCACAAUUAUAAGAGAGCCAACCUCCAUGUUUGAAUCAUUAUUCACUUACUGCAGAAAUAUAUGUCAGAGUUUCAAAAGGGUCCUCAAUGGUUCAUUGGAGGCUUUCUUAAAUAAUCCCUUAAACUACUACCGACCAAAAGAGCAUGAUUCUAUGUAUGCACGCAACUGCUUGACUUUCGACUUGGGAGGAGACAAAGAUCGUCCACCGACAGAUGUGGCGUAUGCCCAGGCCUUUGUGGCAGAGGUGGAACGAGCGUUCUCCUUGGUGAUGAUUUCAGACUACUUUGAUGAAUCUCUAGUUCUCCUUCGCCAUCUCCUCUCUUGGGAUUUAGAUGACAUUCUGUAUCUCAAGCUCAACAUGCGGGCAGCUAGUUCUAAGAAGAGCUUGACACCAGGUCUUUCUGCAAAAAUCCGUGUCUGGAAUUCCAUAGAUACGUACCUUUAUGACCACUUUAAUGCCUCACUGUGGCGGAAACUGUCAGCUCUAGGUCUAGCCAGUGUGUCGAGGGAGGUGCAACUCCUUCAGCAGCACCAAGAGAGGGUGAUGAGAGACUGUUUUGGUGGAAAUAAGCCAGUUUUCGCUAUUGGUGCCGAAAUCAAAAACCCGGCUCUCCGUCCCUGGAAGCCUAAUGAAGAUGUUGACAUAGUUGGUUACGACCUCCCUGCAAAUAUCAGCCGUGAGAUGCGGGAGAUCUGCCUCAAGUAUAUCAUGCCGGAACUAUCAUACACAGAGAUGCUUCAUCGUUCCCAGUCACAGCGGUACCUUGAAAACCGUCGGAUUCAGAGUCUCCGUAAGACACAAGAUCUCCAACAGCCCAAACAACCUAUUCUGCUUCGGGAUUCUCAGGUCCGUCCCAAUCAACCACCAGCCCCUGGUGCGUAAGACUCUGUUUCAGUGGUAGAGUCAAAAUCAACCCUAAACCCUGUAGCAGAGAUCAAAAAGGA